Molecule: messenger RNA, 1782 nt
Organism: Closterium sp. NIES-67
Lineage: Eukaryota; Viridiplantae; Streptophyta; Zygnematophyceae; Desmidiales; Closteriaceae
Source: the annotation of a GenBank genome assembly
GGGAAGGGGGGCAUGCACGACCACGUGGGAGGGGGCUUCCACCGAUACUCGGUUGAUGAGUACUGGCACGUGCCCCACUUCGAGAAGAUGCUCUACGACCAAGGCCAGCUCGCCAACUCCUAUCUCGACGCGUUUCUCAUCACCGGCCGCCCUGAUUUCGCGCGCAUGGGGCGGGAUAUUUUGGACUAUGUGCGGCGGGACAUGACGCACGUGGAGGGCGGCAUCUUCAGUGCGGAGGACGCUGACAGCCUGGCGGACGUUACUGACGAGAGGAAGAAGGAAGGGGCGUUCUAUGUGUGGAGUGAGAAGGAGAUUGCAUCAAUUCUCGGUCCCUCAACCCCUCGCUUCCGUCUCUUCACCACCCUCUACACUGUGCGCAAGGAUGGCAACUGCGACCUCUCCCCUCGCUCCGACCCCCACAACGAGUUUGCGGGGCUCAACUGCCUCAUCCAGCGUUGCUCUGUGGCUGAGGCGGCUGGAAAAGCGGGCGUACCGGAGGAAGAGGCAGAGGAGGUCCUAGGCGAGUGUCGCCAGUUGCUGCAUGCAGCCAGGAGCAAGCGACCCCGCCCACAUCUGGAUGAUAAGGUCAUAGUGGCUUGGAAUGGGCUCAUGAUAUCUGCCUUUGCACGAGCGUCUCGGAUCCUCCAAUCGGAGCCUGCCACGUCAUCCCACCACUUCCCCGACGACGGAUCCCCGCCGUCCGUCUACCUCGCCUGCGCCGUCCGGGCGGCGAGUUUUGUCCGGUCCAAGCUGUACGACCCGGCGUCUUUGCGCCUGCGGAGAAGCUUCCGGGAAAGCGCGUCCGAAGUGUGGGGGUUUGCGGAUGACUACGCCUUCCUGGUAGCUUCCUUGCUGGACCUGUUUGAGGCCUCGGGCGACUCUGAUUGGCUGGCGUGGGCCAUGGAGCUGCAGGACUCGCAGGACCGCCUGUUCUGGGACGAGAAGGAAGGAGCCUAUUUCAACACAGCAGAGGGCGAUCCUUCCCUGCUCCUGCGAAUGAAGGAGGACUACGACGGGGCGGAGCCCGCUGCCAGCUCAGCAGCAGCUGCCAGCCUGGCGCGCCUGGGAGCCAUGAUUGGCGGGCCGAGGGGCGAGGAGUUCCGGAGGAAAGCAGCCAAGUGCCUGCUGGCCUUUGAGGACCGUCUCACCCGCAUGCCAUUAGCCGUGCCACAGAUGUGCUGCUCGCUGGAUCUGCUGGCUGCCACAUCAGCGCCAGCUCAGCGCCAGGUCAUCAUUGCUGGGCCACGGGGCAGGCCUGAAACUGAGGCGCUGCUGAACGCUGUGUUCUCCGUGCUGCAACCGCAUCUUACUCUCAUCCCUAUUGAUCCAUCCAACCAAUCGGAUGUUGCCUUCUGGCAGCAGCACAAUCCAGCUGUCCUUGCCAUGGCAUCCAAGGGCAUGGGUGACAGGUCUACUGGCACUGCCACGUCAGCAGCAGGGGAUGAGGCAGCAGCAGCAGGUGCUACGUCAUCAGCGUACGUGUGCCAGAACAUGACGUGUCUGGCGCCUGUGUGUGAGCCGGACAAGCUGGUUUCUCUUUUGAAAGGAGGGCUGCAAGGGGGGAUUGGUAGUGUGUCUGCGUUUGCCUUGCCUGCUGGGUGGUCUGGAAAGAGUAAGGGGUAGAACUUGCGUGAGACAGGCUGCCUAGGAUUUGCAUAAUAGGCAGAUGAAGGCGGCUUUCGUGAGUGAGCUAGCUCUGGCACUAUAUGAAGACAUCUAGUGGGAGCAUUGAUGUGUACAUACAUACUUAUUCUCCACUACAAAUAUAUGUUUUAUGGAUGU